Messenger RNA from Monoraphidium neglectum, 1434 nucleotides. RefSeq lists its product as hypothetical. The record is from RefSeq and is a predicted model, not a curated record. Gene Ontology annotation, molecular function: heme binding; iron ion binding. Gene Ontology annotation, cellular component: chloroplast. The transcript has 13 exons. NCBI's taxonomy places the organism in Eukaryota, Viridiplantae, Chlorophyta, Chlorophyceae, Sphaeropleales, Selenastraceae. Bases 1 to 1434 code for a protein of 477 amino acids.
AUGUCGAGCCCCGGCUGGCUGACGCAGCUCAACCUCCUGUGGAGCGGCAAGGGGAACAUCCCUGUGGCGGACGCCAAGCCAGACGACAUAAAGGACCUCCUGGGUGGCGCCCUGUUCAAAGCGCUGUUCAAAUGGUUCACCGAGAGCGGCCCGGUGUACCUGCUGCCCACAGGCCCCGUCAGCAGCUUCCUCGUCAUCAGCGACCCCGAGUGCGCCAAGCACGUGCUGCGCGCGACCGACAACAGCACGCGCAACAUCUACGACAAGGGGCUGGUGGCGGAGGUCUCCAAGUUCCUCUUUGGGGAGGGCUUCGCGGUCGGCGGCGGCGAGCAGUGGCGCGCGCGGCGGCGCGCGGUCGGGCCGUCGCUGCACAGGGCAUACCUGGAGGAGAUGCUGCAGCGCGUGUUUGGGCCCUCCACGCUCUUCCUGUCAGACAAGCUCACCGCAGCAGCCAAGUCGGGCGCCCCCGUCAACAUGGAGGCUGCGUUCAGCCAGCUGACCCUGGACAUCAUCGGCAAGGCAGUGUUCAACUACGACUUCAACUCACUCACAAAGGACUCCCCCAUCAUACAGGCGGUUUACACAUCACUCAAGGAGACGGAGCAGCGCGCCACAGACCUGCUGCCGCUGUGGAAGUUUCCCAUCCUGGCGCCGCUGAUCCCCCGCCAGCGCAAAGCUCUAGCGGCGGUGGAGGUCAUUCGGGACACAACCAACAAACUCAUAAAGCAGUGCAAGGAGAUGGUGGAUGAGGAGGAGAUGCAGGCGGCGGCAGCGGCCACGGCGGAGGGGCGCGAGUACAUGAACAAGGGCGACCCCAGUGUGCUGAGCUUCCUCAUCGCGGCGCGCGAAGAGGUCGACUCCACACAGCUGCGUGACGACCUGCUGUCAAUGCUGGUGGCUGGCCACGAGACCACGGGCAGCGCGCUGACCUGGACGCUCUACCUGCUGGCAACGAACCCCUCCACCAUGGCGGCUGCACAGGAGGAGGUCGACCGGGUGCUGGGUGACGACGACAUGCCCAACGUGGCGCAGUACGGCCAGCUGGCGUACAUAACCCGCUGCAUCUGCGAGAGCAUGCGGCUGUACCCGCACCCACCGGUGCUGCUGCGGCGCGCACGCGUGGCGGACACGCUGCCCGGCGGCUACGAGACCCCUCGCUGGACCCUGAACCCUGCCAGGUACAUCCCCCUCAGCGGCGGCCCCCGGAAGUGCGUGGGCGACCAGUUUGCGAUCAUGGAGGCCACCACCGCCCUGGCGAUCUUGCUGCGCCGCUUCGACUUCCAGAUGGUGCCCGGCCAGAAGAUCAACAUGACUACUGGGGCCACAAUCCACACCACGGACGGGCUGUACAUGACGCUUAAGGAGCGGCGGCCGGCAGGCGGCGGCAGGGGCGGCGCGGGCGCGCCGCCAGAGCCGGCGGUGGCGGCGGCUUGA